Molecule: messenger RNA, 900 nt
Organism: Alternaria postmessia
Lineage: Eukaryota; Fungi; Ascomycota; Dothideomycetes; Pleosporales; Pleosporaceae
Exons: 3
Coding region: 1-900 (299 amino acids)
Biological process (GO): mitochondrial citrate transmembrane transport
Source: RefSeq, a predicted model, not a curated record
AUGGUUUCAGGCGCCAAUGACAAAAGCACACCCGCAAUAGUCUCUUUGGCAGCUGGCGGCAUUGCUGGCGGUGUGGAAGGCUUUCUUUCGUAUCCUCUCGAGUUUGCGAAAACGCGUGUACAGUUGAGAGCUGAGAAAGGCGUACCGACACCACGAAACCCUUUCCUCGUCGUGACCCAAGUUUAUCAAAAUGAGGGAAUCAAAGCGCUUUACAAAGGCUGCGGAGCGCUGGUCUUCGGUUCAGUAGGCAAAGAUGCUGUUCGCUUUCUCUUCUUCGAUCAGAUCAAGUUAUCCUUCGCAGAUCCAGAGACUGGCACACUUUCGCCACUUCGCAAUCUGUUGGCUGGCAUGACUGCUGGGGUAGUCGCAUCGAUCACUGCGGUCACACCUACAGAACGCAUCAAAACGGCACUUAUUGAUGACGCCAGAAAUGAAAAGCGUUUUCGCUCCGGUUUUCAUGCGACAGCAACAAUCUGGAAAGAGCACGGUAUACUCGGUCUAUACCGUGGCUUUGCAGGGACUACCCUCAAACAGGCAUCAGCAACAGCAUUCCGGAUGGGAACGUACAAUAUUCUCAAAGACUUUGAAAAGACCAAGAACAUCGAACAGAACACCGCAGUCAAUUUCGCAAACGGAUCAGUAGCAGGCGUUGUGACAACGCUCUCCACACAGCCUUUCGAUGUCAUUAAGACACGAUCGCAGAGCGCAAGAGGUACAAGCACUGCUGAGGCUGUGAAGAGUGUGUUGUUGGAUUAUGGUAUCAAAGGAUUCUGGAAAGGCACAACGAUGAGACUAGGGCGCACGGUGUUUAGUGGCGGUAUACUAUUUACGAGCUACGAGGCUGCUGUCAAGCUCAUUUUACCAUUGUAUCCCGGCACGAAGCAAGCCGAAGUAUCAUAG